AUGUCCACCGCUGCCACCACCGCCGAUAUCAUCCCCAUUCUCGCCUCCGCCGAUAAGGCAACUCUAGUCGCCGAUAUCUACAACGAGGAUCAAGGCCCACGUAAGGGUAUCUUCCUGACUUUCCAACAGGCCUCCAAAUUGAUCGCCUUCCAUCUCCCCACCAAGCAAUUACACCAGCUCUUUUACUUCAAGCGUGGCUACAACAACAGAGUCUACCUCGCCCUCUGCAACGAUGGAUCCGAGUACGUCAUCCGUCUCGGCGGCCGGUUCUGGGACCACACCAAGAUCAUCAACGAGGCCCACGCUCUGAGCCUCGCUCGUGCUGCUCUUGGAGAUGUUGUCGAUGUACCACUGUUUGUCGGCACCAGCGUCGAAGAGUCCAAAGUCCAUACCGACGUAGCCUCGAGGAUCAUCCCACACGACUAUAUCAUCAUGAACAGGCUGCCGGGAGUGCCCCUGGACACCGUUUGGGACCAGUUAUCAAAGGACGACAAGAAGACGAUUGUCGACCAAGCGGCCCAUAUCUUCUCACGCCUCCGAUCAAUCGAAUUGACCAACAUUGGAAACUUUGUCUCGGGGUCCCAGGAUGAACCAAAAGUCGGCGCUCUGAUGGAGGGAGGAGGAGGACCCUUCUUACGUUGGGGUGAGUUUGUCGCUGCUAACAUCCAAAAAGAGCUUGGCAACCUCACCAAGCAAGAGUCUAAAUUUGCCGAGAUCAUGCCGUACCUACCCCGGAUCCACGCACUCCUCGCCAAAGUCCAGUCGGAAGAACUCGAGAAGCAGUUUGAGGCCAAGGCCAACGAGGAAGGCGAGGAUACGUCGGAGAGACCCAUCUCGUUCCUGCAUGGCGAUUUCGAGUCGCGUAACAUGCUUGUUGUUGGCACCAAAAUCACCGGUCUUCAUGAUUUCGAGUUUGCAGGAGGAUUUCCGGCUGAGCAGGAGUGGUGCGCUGGAUUCGAGUGGCUAUUUGCUCGUUCUGAGGAUCCAUAUGAUGAAUCUGAGCAACAAAAGUUGAGAGACAUGACGGAGGAUGAGAAGGAGAUCCGAGAGUACUUUUUGAGGGUUCUCAAGGAGAGCCAUGGGCUGUUGCCGUAUGGACCUGGACAUCAAGAGUACAAGGUGGUGUUGUAUCACUGCCAGAGUAACAUUGCUCCUUGGUGGUUGGUCGACCCAGAGCGAAACACUUGGACCGAGCACCAGGUUCAGACCUUGAAGACUGCCGCCGCCUCACUGGACAAAGCAUUGACCUAUCUUGGUUGCUGA
This is a messenger RNA of Linnemannia hyalina, 1263 nucleotides long. The record is from the annotation of a GenBank genome assembly. Lineage: Eukaryota; Fungi; Mortierellomycota; Mortierellomycetes; Mortierellales; Mortierellaceae.